GGCCGGGUGACCUGCAAACAUUGCAAGAAGAGUUUCGCUUCGUACGACCGUUUAAUACAACAUUGGAAUCGUCACAUGAGAUACUACAGGUGCACUAUAUGCGGUUGGACUUCGAAUCUGCAAGUGGUCGUAAUACAACACAUAAAUGUGGCACACACGAAGAUCUUCACUUGCGUUAAAUGUGAGAUGAAGACUAGCACUGUAAAAGAUUUCAAGAAACAUUAUAAAGAGGCGCAUUUGCGAAUAGUGUGCGACCAUUGUGGAAAGAGCUUUAUAAAGAAACGCUCGCUGGAGACACACAUAAAACGCCAUCACCUGCCGCCAACUUGCGAAUUGUGCAACAAGACAUACUCGCAGUACCACAAUCUGGACAACCACUACCGGCUCAACCACCCGGAGUUGCUCAAGCUGGAGAACAAGGAGUUGGCGUACUGCGUGGAAUGCAACAAGCAGUUCCCCAGCGUAUACAAGUACAAGAGGCAUUUGGCGAGCGCAGCGGUCCACACGCCGCCGAAAAUCGAGAGCGUGCCGUGCCCAGAGUGUGGAAAGGUGUUUUCAAGGAAAAUCCGAAUGACUAACCACGUGAUGUCCGUGCAUAAGAAGAAUACGAAACAUAGAUGCGAUAUUUGUAAUAAGACAUUCUGCUCGGCGUAUUCGGCGCGUACGCAUAGACAAUGCGUUCACGAAAAAAUACCGCUGCCGAAGAACAAGUACUGUGAUAUAUGCGGGAGAGGAUUCAGUACGAACCGCAUCCUAACGAACCAUAGACGGACUCACACCGGCGAGCGGCCGUACCAAUGUCCGCAUUGUCCAGCCACCUUCGCUCAGAGGAUCGCGAUGAAAACACACGCCAAAACACAACACAAAAACCUUAGUAUGGACAUCGGGGAUCUUAAAGACCCGACGGGAAUUAAAAUUAAAAUGUACACCAAAUCAGGAAUAAAUGAUAUGUGCAAAGUUUGUUUAUCAACAGGCAGGACUCUUACUCCAUUGGGAAAAUAUUUAUAUUUAUUUACGAAAAUCUGUCGGAAGUUAAAGCCAGUUUAUAAGUCUGCGAAUCUUCUAAUAUGUUGGGAAUGCCACAAUUUAUUGCAAAAGGUGGAAAAAUUCCAACAGAAAGUACUUACAGCUCAGAAUAUCUUGCAAAAUUUGGAAAAUUCACUGGAUGGGAAUACACAGUACAAUUUUAGACUGUCAACAUUACAAUCAGUUUUGAACCAAGAUACUAAUUUCUAUUUCUGUGAAAAAAGCACAGAGUCUCCUGUCACUGCUACCGUUGAAAAUAUAGCUUUUGAUGCAAUCAAAGAGGAGACUUAUGCCUUAAAAUGUGAACAAAAUAACGAAUGCGAAAUAGAACUGAAACUUAACAAUGAAAUUAAGGAUGAGAAAGUUGAUUUAGAACAAGAAAUAUUAAAUAAUUUAUUCGAUGCCAACAUAACUAACAUUGAUAAUAUCAAAGAUGAAAUUGAGGAAAGUGAUCAUCAUUACGAUGACUUAUUGAAUUUGGAUGAUUUUAAUGAAGAAAAUAAAAAGAAAGAAGUUAAAAGAAGAGAGAAACGCAGGAGGAAAGACUUCCGGCGUCCGUAUAAAGUUAUAUACAAGAAUGGUGAUAAUAUAUACGGUUUGUAUGAUACAGUGCCAGUAGAGUCCUCGGAGUUAAAUUUGCUUAGAGAGAAACAGAGGUUGUCCAAGGAUUAUGUGAAAAUGACGUAUAAGUGUGAGUUAUGCAUUGUUGGGUAUCCAAAUAAGAAUACAUAUUUACAACAUUUGAGAAGUCAUGAUAAGUUCAACAAAAAAUAUGAAUGUGACACCUGUCACCAAAGAUUUGACGCGAAGAACUAUCUGGUGAAACACUGUAGUACGCACUUGUACAAAUAUGUGUGUAAAAUAUGCAACGAAGAGUUCUUAAGGAAGCAAUAUGUUCAGAGACACGUGAGACAUGAACACGAUAGAGCGUAUGAAUGCAGAUAUUGCGGCAGACAUUUCCAGUGCAAAGUCGAAAUCCUCUCGCAUUUCAAAACACACAUAGAGUUUGUAUGCGACAUAUGUGGAAAGGUGGCUUUAAAAAAGAGUGUAUUGGAACGGCAUAUGAGAGUGAGACACCUGCCCCACAUUUGCAAGAUAUGCAAUAUCACGUUCAAAACAAAAAGAAGUCAUCGUAGUCAUAUACAAAAGAAACAUAUUAAAAGUCGAACGGAAGACGCAUUCUGCGUAGAAUGUAACGUUCAAUUUGACAACGUGCCUACGUAUAAAAUGCAUCUGAACACGAGUGUCAAGCAUAAACCUAAAAGUAAUGUGAAAUACCCGUGCCCGGAAUGCCACAAGUUGUUCAAUAAGAAAAUGAAUAUGAAGUAUCAUUACAACUACGCACAUAUAGGCCGUACUAAAUUCUAUUGCGAGGCGUGUGCUAAGUAUUUCCUGAACAAUUACCAACUGCGGCGGCACAAGGCGGCGUUCCACGAUAAAAUCAAGCCGCUAAAGAACAAGUUCUGCCCGCAUUGCGGGAGAGGAUUUUCUGAACGCAGGAUUCUAAACAACCACAUAAGAACUCACACCGGCGAGCGGCCGUUCGUGUGUGCUGUGUGCGGGGCGGCGUUCACGCAGGCCUACCCGCUCACCACGCACAUGAGGUCUGUGCACAAGAUCGGGACUAAACCUGUGUGUUCUGUUAGUCUUGUGUCAGUUUUCAACAUGGCGUCUGCUAGUCAUAUCGAAAUUAAAUGCGAACCAGAUUUACAUACUCUCGUGAAGACCGAGACUGAUAUUUCUGAAGAAAAUCAACAAAUGAAGACAGUAAAUGAAAUAAAAGUGGAAUAUGAAAUUGAAUCACAAUGCAACAUUCCAUUGAAGAGUUACAGCGUUGAGCAGCAAUGCAAGGUUAAGACGGAGGAGCAAUGCAGUGUGAAUGUGAAAAUGGAACCAAUCAAUGAUGAUGAUGAUGAAGGUAAUAUGAGUACAGGUCUACAUAUUACUUUUAAUUUAACAUUUUUGUCGAUAGAUGGUGCUGUUCAGAAACCGGAUACGUCGAAACUGAAAGAAGCCAACAAUAUGAAUAUACCGCCUCCAAAAAAUUCAAGCGGUGGCGUUACUAACGGGAAAUCAAAACGAGAAAAUCGCUGUAAAAGCAGCGAGAAACGACGAGAAACAGAAAGAAAGGAAAGCCUCAAAUGUGAAUAUUGCGACAAAACAUUCGGCAGACUUCCCAAUUUAAAGGCACAUUUAAGGACUCAUACCGGCGAAAAACCUUACGAAUGUAGUUUUUGUAAGAAAAGGUUUAGUGAUAGGAGGAAUUUGAGAACACACGCGAGGCGACAUACGGGCGAGAGACCUUUUCAUUGUGAAGUUUGCAAAAGUAUGUUUUCAAGGAAAGAUCAUUUGCAGCAACAUAUGAGAUCGCAUUCCGGUGAGAAGCCGCACGAAUGUUUUGUAUGUCACAGUCGAUUUAGAGAGAAAAGUUCGUUGAAUAGACACGUCAAAGUGGUACAUUAUAGAUAGAAUAUAUCAAACAAUAUCAUUAAAUAUAAUAAAACAGUAAAAAAAAUUAUCUGUUCAUGGAGUAUUCCUUGGGGUGGGAUACUAUACAUAUUAUAAUCACUACUCUUUCCCAGUAAGAUUUUUUAUAGACCAUCUCUUGAGGCACUGAAGUAAAAAUCUAAGUAGGUCUUUAAUUGAAAAAUACAUUUAUAAAUUAUAAUAUACUU
Amyelois transitella is the source of this 3701-nucleotide messenger RNA. RefSeq names its product zinc finger protein 184. Bases 76 to 3495 code for a protein of 1139 amino acids. NCBI's taxonomy places the organism in Eukaryota, Metazoa, Arthropoda, Insecta, Lepidoptera, Pyralidae. The record is from RefSeq and is a predicted model, not a curated record. Gene Ontology annotation, molecular function: zinc ion binding. Gene Ontology annotation, cellular component: nucleus. The transcript is spliced from 19 exons.